AUGUCAUCUCAGUCUUCAUCGUCGGCUGCAGCCUCGACCUUGACCCGUCCUCGAGUAGCCAUCGCCAUCGUGUCAACGCUCUCCGCGAUUGCCCUUGGCUACUACACGUAUGUCCAGUCGAGCGCGACUGACUCAGCAUCACCUCCGACUGGCUCAGGACUCCAUCGUAGCAAUGCUGUCCGCCGUAAUAGGCACAGCCAGCAUCACGAAGAUGACAUCGAGGAGCCCGAGUCUCCCGGCAGUGGGCGGCACGCCGCGGCAACAGACGAAAACUUAGACCUCGGCAAUCAACUUGCGAUUCGCGAAACGAUCGAGCUUGCCGACGAUCAGAACAACGAGGAAUGGUACACGGACGGUGCCAGGGAGCCCAGGCAACGCAGCGGCGAGAACAUUGUCACGCUCCUCUUCCGCGUCUCUGAGGACAACGCGCGGCGCAACGCGUAUGUCCACCGGGGCUGCCAGUGCAAUGGCUGCGGCAUGGUUCCCAUUCGUGGCAUCCGUUACCGCUGCGCGAAUUGCGCAGACUUCGACCUGUGUGAGGCGUGCGAAUCUCAGUCCUUGCACAACAAGACACAUGUGUUUUACAAGGUCAAAAUCCCUGCGCCGCCUUUCGGACCUCGACAAAUCCAGCCAGUUUGGUACCCUGGUGAUCCCGAUACUGCACUGCGGCAGCUGCCUAGGUUCCUCCUCACCAAAUGGUCGGCGGAGACGGGGUUUGAGCGGGUAGAGCUGGAUGCCUUGUGGGAGCAGUGGACUUUCAUGGCAAACAACGAGUGGCGCGAUGAUCCGAACGGCUUGUGUCUCGCUAUGGAUCGCAAGACGUUUGAGCGGUGCUUGGUUCCUUCGGGAGGCUAUCGGCACGCUACACCCAACCUCAUCCACGACCGCAUGUUCGCAUUCUACGACACGAAUAACGAUGAUCUUAUUGGUUUUGAAGAGUUUCUCCACGGCGUCUCGUACAGGAAGAGAAAGGACAAGCUCAGACGAACAUUUGACGGUUACGACAUUGACGGUGAUGGAUACGUCGACAGGCGCGACUUUCUACGCAUGUUCCGCGCGUACUAUGUGCUCUACAAGCAGAUGCAUAGAGAUAUCCUAGAAGGUCUUGAUGACCAUAUGAUGACGACCAUCGAGGCACAGCAGCUCAUCAACAGCCGCCAGCCGUUGAGCAGUCUUUUCGGCAGAGAGGGCCGUGUUCCCCCCGCUGAACACUCGCGCCCUAUGCAUGGCAAGAUCUUCCACUCGAACGGGGACGUCCGCAUUAAUGACGAUAGAGGAGUUGUUCAUGGGGACACUCCAGAUGUUUCUGGACGGCAGGAGAUUCUGAACAAUUUGUUUACCCGCCACAGUCACCAGGGCAUGUUCACAGAAUCUUUCAGCUCGACACGCAGGCCUGGUCCACUGAAUGGCGACAGUCGGUACUGGUCUGGCAUAAUCAACCCACCGCAAAACCUAGUUGACUUGUCGUCUUUGAUCUCGGGCGACUAUCCGCAGCUCGAUGCAAUUCUCGAUUCCGUGCGACAAGAGCACCAGGCCAUCGUGGAUCAAGCCCAGCAGCAGUCAACCUCGUCAGAUGAGGACGAGGACCGCACAUCUGAUGAACAACAAGAAAAUGGCGACGCGAGUGAGAGAGACGAUACUCGGGAAUUCUCACAGGAGAACGGCGCAGCUCGAGCCAUCCCCGAUCCAGCGCUUUUCACCAAUACGCUGCCGACAGAAAGCCAACUGCGAGCUCAGCACCAAGCCAUCUCGGCACACAGCAGUCGUCAUCGAAUGGGACAUGAGAGACGGCAGCGGACGCAAGCUAGACGGCAGCUCCUGGAUAGAUGGCGUCGUCGGCAUUUCUACCUUGACGAAGAAGAAGGCGCGACUCCCCCACAGGGCUGGAUUCAGGAUCAGGACGUCUUUGCCGAAAUGGCAAUCAAUGGCGGAGCACGCUCGGACAGCGGUGCCUCCAAAAGAACAACACGCAGGCGCGGAUCGUCCGGCGUGCCAGAGGCAGAGAAGGAUGCCGGCAAGGAAAUCCUAUACCAAGUCACCCAGCAGGCGUUCAAUGAAUUGCUGGAUGAACUUUUCAAAAGAAAAGAGGACCUCGCGGUUCGCGCUGCGGAGACGCGGGAGCAGAGAGCCAAGUACCGCUCGCUGCUCGAAGCUAUCGAGCUGGGCGACGAGAACCAUCACGCCAUGAGACAAAAGUCUCCCAUUCCUUCCGCGACAAGACCGCCACUAAGCAGCCUGAACAACAAUCGGCCUAUUCGCGAGCAGAGCCUCGAGGAACUCCUGCAGAGGAGUGGAUACACAGUGACCGACUCGGCUGACGAAGAGCACGAGGCGGAUGGCGACCAAGACCUUCAGGACUAUGGUAGACAACCACAAAGCCAAAUCAACGGUCAUGAUGGCCCACAAUCUGUCGUUUCAGGCACGGAAUCCGCUACGGCUGGAGGUGCGAGCUGCGUCGAGCAGACCACAACGGCCGGCCCACUUGCCAGCUUUCUGGGAUCCUACAAUGCCUCAAUUCAGGCCGAAUACCCUAUCCCGAAUGCAGGGGGAACUCCGGAGCACAUUACCACGAGCACAACGCCGUCUUCGGAAGAGCAGACCUCGGGCAGCGGGUCAUCUUCACAUCCUCAGAGUCGCGACGCUGGCCCGGAUAGCGGGCCGCACCCGGAGUCGGCUCCGGAUGCCCAAAUUGACCACAACACCUUGGUUGCAUGGAAGCGGCUGGAUAUGGCCGAGGAUGAAGCCCGAGAGCGGGGCGGCUGGGGCAGGCUGAGCUACGAGGAGUUUGAGGAGAUAUACCGGGAGCACGAGUUUGCCGACGGCGGGCGCAACCGGCUCGACUACCUGGGUAGCUGGAUAGACUUUUGCAUUCCUUGA
Molecule: messenger RNA, 2877 nt
Organism: Microdochium trichocladiopsis
Lineage: Eukaryota; Fungi; Ascomycota; Sordariomycetes; Xylariales; Microdochiaceae
Exons: 2
Coding region: 1-2877 (958 amino acids)
Cellular component (GO): cytosol; membrane; intracellular membrane-bounded organelle
Molecular function (GO): calcium ion binding; zinc ion binding
Source: RefSeq, a predicted model, not a curated record